AUGGAUUUUUUAAAUAUUGGUUCUUUCUCUUUUGUCGUAAUCAUUUGUUUAUUAUUAGGCUUUUUAUAUAAAUGUUUAAAUCAAAUAGAAGAUUUAAAAAAACAAAAUCAACAACAAGCCAAUCAAGAGUUAGAAAAUAAUUAUCCAUUAACAAUUUUUAGAUUAAAUAAUGAAAUCUCUGGAUUAGAAGUAGAGAAAAGAGUCCACCAUGAUCAUCUUUCAGUUCUCGCUAAAAAACAAGAAGUCCUCGACCAAAAGAACAAAAGUGAAUUAGAAAAGUUAUCCAAUCUCAAAAAUGUCCAAUCACUUGAAAUUAGACAAUAUCAAACCUUAGCUAACCAACAAAGACAAAUUCUUCAAGGAAAUGAUAUUGAACAAUAUAAAUUGGUCGAAGAAAGAGACUCAAUCAAAGCUAAAUUGGAAAAUCAAUUUAGAAAAUCAAAUAAAUUAGAAGAGACAUUAUCAGAAAAAGAUGAAAUUAUCCAAAUGCUUGAAAAAAAGCUUUUAUCAGAACAAUUAGCUGUAGUUCAACUCUCCUGUGAACACAAACAAGCAAUGGAUAAAUUAAAUGCUAGAUCAUAA
Messenger RNA from Dictyostelium purpureum, 582 nucleotides. RefSeq lists its product as uncharacterized. The record is from RefSeq and is a predicted model, not a curated record. Bases 1 to 582 code for a protein of 193 amino acids. Lineage: Eukaryota; Evosea; Eumycetozoa; Dictyosteliales; Dictyosteliaceae. The transcript has a single exon.